Molecule: messenger RNA, 2195 nt
Organism: Ostrea edulis (European flat oyster)
Lineage: Eukaryota; Metazoa; Mollusca; Bivalvia; Ostreida; Ostreidae
Product: adenosine receptor A1-like
Exons: 1
Coding region: 9-1013 (334 amino acids)
Biological process (GO): G protein-coupled receptor signaling pathway, coupled to cyclic nucleotide second messenger; chemical synaptic transmission
Cellular component (GO): membrane; dendrite
Molecular function (GO): G protein-coupled serotonin receptor activity; neurotransmitter receptor activity
Source: RefSeq, a predicted model, not a curated record
AUUUUACAAUGGGUCUGAACCCGGACCCAAACGGAGUGUCCUGUAACGGAACUGUUUGUGGUGACGGUAUCUCGGGACUGUUCAUUGAGGUCUCUACAGUUUACCUAGCGGUGCUAUCACUCGGAAUCACAUUCGGAAACGUUUUAACCGUUUCCUCUCUGUGGAAAAAUAGCAUGAUGUGCAAGGAGACAUACUUUUCCAUUCUGUCGCUGGCGGCUUCCGACUUCCUCGUUGGUGUGGUGACAAUCCCGUCUUAUAUUGCAUGGUUGUACUCGAGCCUGGUGGAGCUCGGACGGAACUUGUGUCUGAUGAUUAUUGCCAGUGCCCUCUUUCUGACCGUCGCCUCUAUCCUUAAUCUUCUGCUGGUGGGGACAGAGAGGUUCAUCGCUGUGUGUUUUCCCCUGACGCACUUGAAAAUCCGAGCCCACAGAACUCUGUUUUUAGUCUGUAUCUGCUCCGUCUGGUUGUGCAGCCUCCUUGUGACCUUGCUAUCGAUGAUGGCAGCUGAUUCAAACUUCAGCACUUGUGCGUAUUAUGCAAUAUUUGACGACGUUUUUCUUGUUAGCGCCAUAUCGUCCGGGGUAUUCCUCCCCCUGAUUUUAUUGUCAAUAAUGUAUGCGUGUAUUCACUACAAAAUAAAACAGCACUAUAGAUUCGUCUCCACAUCUUCCAAGACAUCAGGAAGCUCCAGUUAUAAAUCCCUGGAAAUCGCGCGAACCAAGGCGUCCUUUAAAACUACCAAGACGAUGGCGCUGGUACUGGUGUGUUUCGCUCUUUGCUGGGGGCCACUGUUUGUGACGAUGCUUUUGAAAAGUGUCUGUCCGUGGUGUCAUCUCCCCUGGGUCGCUAAUGAGGUGAUUUUACUCCUGGGCUUUACUAACUCCUUUCUGAACCCCAUUAUUUACUCCCUCCGACACAAGACAGCCAGGACACACAUGGUUAACAUCUUCUACAAACCCUGCGAGUUAUUACACUCAACAUCUUUCAUCACUAGACGUCCACAGAUUGUAUAAGGCCUGACCUUUCAUCACUAGACGUCCACAGAUUGUAUAAGACCUGACCUUUCAUCACUAAACGUCCACAGAUUGUAUAAGGCCUGAUAUUUCAUCACUAGACGUCCACAGAUUGUAUAAGGCCUGACCUUUCAUCACUAGACGUCCACAAAUUGCAUAAGGCCUGAUAUUUCAUCACUAGACGUCUACAGAUUGUAUAAGGACUGAUCCAUCAUCAUAAGACGUCCAUAGAUUGCAUAAGACCUGAUCUGAAUCGCGGCAGAUAACAAGCAUCCCAGUGUUUCAAUGAUGAGAGCCAAAGUAUUAACAAUUAAUGAAUCUCAAAUCCUAAUUCAACCGUAUUUACCCUCAAGUAACGAUAGUGAUGAUUGUUUGAAGUUGUAUUCUAGUGACAUGUGAUGGUAGGUUGAAGUUGUAUUUCUGUAACAUGUGAUGAUUUUUUAAAAAAAAUUGUAUUUCAGUGACAUGUGAUGAUUUAUAAAGUUGUAUUUCAGUGACACGUGGCUGUAUUUUAGUGACGUGAUGGUUUUUUGAAAUUGUAUUUCAGACUUUUCAGUGACAUGUGAUGAUUUAUAAAGUUGUAUUUCAGUGACACGUGGUUGUGUUUAGUGACAUGUGAUGGUAGGUUAAUUGGAGUUGUAUUUCAGUGACACGUGGCUGUAUUUUAGUGACGUGGUGGUUUUUUGAAAUUGUAUUUCAGACUUUUCAGUGACAUGUGAUGAUUUAUAAAGUUGUAUUUCAGUGACACGUGGUUGUGUUUAGUGAUAUGUGAUGGUAGGUUAAUUGGAGUUGUAUUUCAGUGAUACGUGGCUGUAUUUUAGUGACGUGAUGGUUUUUUGAAAUUGUAUUUCAGUGACAUGUGAUGAUUUAUAAAGUUGUAUUUCAGUGACACAUGGUUGUGUUUUAGCGAUAUGUGAUGGUAGGCUUAUUGGAGUUGUAUUUUAGUGACACGUGAUGGUAGGCUGAUGUACUUCAGUGGCACGUGACAAAACAGGAGUUACAGUAUUUGAUAACAGGUGUUUAUGACUUAAGUCAUCUCAAACUCUGUAAUUAAAUAGACAAAUCUUUAAUAUUUUUAUUUAUCUUACUCUUAUAUUUAUAUAUGUUAAAGACAGGGUCACAAGGUAAAGUAGUUUGUAUAACUAAUUAUGCAAUCUGUAUCAAUAAAAGAUAUUAUUAUAU